AUGUCAGAGGGUGGUGAUGCACAGAAAGGAAGAAGAAUCGCGAUAAUUGGUGUAUCUACCUUGUUGUUAGUGGCUAUGGUUGUCGCUGUCACUAUUGGCGCCAGUCGUAACGAAUAUGGUGCGGACAACGAUAUCGAAGAUAGUAGAAGAAACCAUGUUUCUUCUACCAUGAGAGCUGUACAAUCCAUUUGCCAACCCACUGAUUACAAGAAGGAAUGUGUGGAAACCCUCACAGCUGAAGCUCAGGCGGGGAAUGUGACCGAUCCGAAAGAACUUAUUAAAAUAGCAUUCAACGUUGCCAUGAAGAAAAUUGGUGAACAAAUCAAGGCAACUGAUCUUAUACAUGAGGUUGAGAAGGAUCCUAGAUCAAAGGAUGCUCUUGAAACUUGCAAGCAACUAAUGGAUCUUUCCAUUGGAGAAUUCACAAGAGCAAUUGAUGGAAUUGACCAGUUUAAUCUUAAUGACAUUGACCGAAUUCUCAUGAAUUUGAAGGUUUGGCUCAAUGGUGCAGUUACAUACAUGGAUACUUGCGUCGAUGGAUUUGAGAACACUACUACUGAUGCUGGUAAGAAGAUGAAAGAGAUAUUGACAUCAAGCAUGCACAUGAGUAGCAAUGCUCUUGCCAUCAUUUCAGACUUUGCUGACACUUUUGAUAACUGGAACACCAGCAACCUUUUCGGACAACGUCGUCUUCUUGACUCCGAUACACCUUCAUGGGUCAGUGAACAUCGCAUGCUCUUUGAUGCUAAAACAAGCUCAUUCAAACGUAAGCCUAAUGUUACCGUCGCUUUGGAUGGUACCGGUGAUGUUAAGACCAUCAACGAGGCUUUGUUGAAGGUUCCUGAGAAGAGCGAAAAACCGUUUAUCAUCUACAUUAAGGAGGGUGUUUACAAUGAGUAUGUUGAAGUUAACAAGAAAAUGACCUAUGUUGUGUUUGUUGGUGACGGUGGCCAGAAAUCAAGAAUCACUGGCAACAAAAACUUUAUCGACGGUGUUAACACUUAUAAAACUGCCUCAGUUGCUAUUCAAGGAGAUCAUUUUACUGCUAUUAAUAUGGGCUUUGAGAACUCGGCCGGUGCCCACAAGCAUCAAGCUGUGGCAUUAAGAGUUCAAGGAGAUAAAUCCAUCUUCUUCAAUUGUUCAAUGGAUGGGUAUCAAGAUACACUUUAUGUGCACACCAUGCGUCAAUUCUACCGUGAUUGCACCAUUUCCGGUACCAUUGAUUUCAUCUUUGGCAAUGCCUUGUCCGUAUUCCAAAACUGCACAUUCGUGGUCAGGAAGCCUAUGUCAAACCAACAAUGCAUUGUAACGGCACAAGGAAGGAAAGAAAGAUUCCAGCCAUCAGCCAUAGUCAUUCAAGGAGGUUCCAUUGUUUCUGAUCCCGAGUUCUACCCGGUCAGAUUCGACCACAAGGCCUACCUUGCUCGUCCGUGGAAGAAUUUCUCUAGAACCAUCUUCAUGGAUACCUUCAUCGACGAUUUGAUCCACCCCGACGGUUACAUGCCAUGGCAAACACCUGAAGGAUUUUCCGGCAUGGACACUUGCUUCUACGCGGAAUAUCAUAACUAUGGACCUGGUUCAGACAAAUCAAAGCGUGUGCAUUGGGCCGGAAUAUGGAACCUUAACUCAAAGGCUGCACAUUGGUUUGCACCAUCCAAAUUCUUCCAUGGAAAAGACUGGAUUGAAGAAACUGGAGUUCCUUUCUUUUCAUCCAUUCCUAAGCACCAUAGGCACAAAAAGACGGUGCUUAAAUGGUGA
Molecule: messenger RNA, 1758 nt
Organism: Lathyrus sativus (Indian pea)
Lineage: Eukaryota; Viridiplantae; Streptophyta; Magnoliopsida; Fabales; Fabaceae
Source: the annotation of a GenBank genome assembly